Peromyscus californicus insignis is the source of this 6098-nucleotide messenger RNA. It is a transcript of the gene Paqr3, whose product is annotated as progestin and adipoQ receptor family member 3. The record is from RefSeq and is a predicted model, not a curated record. Bases 857 to 1459 code for a protein of 200 amino acids. Gene Ontology annotation, molecular function: signaling receptor activity. Lineage: Eukaryota; Metazoa; Chordata; Mammalia; Rodentia; Cricetidae. The transcript has 6 exons. Gene Ontology annotation, cellular component: membrane.
GGAAUAUAUGACAUGACGUCCGUGCUGCCGUCGGCGAGUGCGUCCAGAGAGGAUUUUGUCAUUUGCUCCAUUUGUCUUUUCUGCUUCCAGUGAGUGCAUCCGAGCUCAGAUCGCCUCUCCUGGCUACUGUGCAUCAUUCUCUGUGACAGUGAGAUCCUCCUUGUCUCUCAGUGAGCAGUUCCACCGUGGUGCUCUCCAGGUUUAUGGCAUGUAAGCACAGGGAUAACCAGAGAACUCAGCCGAGCUGGUACAUGGUAUUGGGCCAGCCCGCUGUGGUGGCUUGAGAGUCAUAAGCCACAGGCCAGUGAAGAUUUGUGACAGCAGAUGGACUGAAUCUGUGGUUAAGUGUGUCGUUAUGAACAUGGACACUGGAUCUCUGCAAGCUGGUUAGGCUUGCUCAAUGAACAAAUAACUGGAUUCCAUUUUACUGUCUUAGCGGCCAGCUGCUCAGAAUACAUCUGUCAGUUGGGCCUGCUUCAUAACAGUCCCAUUUUCUCCACUCCUGUUGUGUAGCAGGAAUCUUAAAAGUUCUUAUUAAUGAAAUCAAACCUGAGCCAGUUAUUGGCGUGAACACUGGAAGAUCAGAGAGACAGAACAAGCCACAGCUAACCUCACCUGGCCAACUUCUCAGCUGGUCUUGUUUCCUCAGACUGGAAGCCUCUGUGUCCUCAUAUCCGAGUGAAUCUCAGCUGAACUGUGCUGCUCAAAGCCUGAAAGCUUAAUCAGCCAAAUGCUUCUAGUUUCUGGUUCUCACGCCUUAUAUACCUUUCUGCUUUCUGCCACCACUCCCUGGGAUUAAAGGCGUGAGUCACCAUGCUUGACUGUAUCCUUGAACAGAUGGAUUUCUGCCUCUGGAAUGCUAGGAUUAAAGGUCUGUAUGCUCUGCUCAGUGGGCUAUCAUCUCUUCUCCUGUCAUCGAUCAGAAAAGACUUGUCGAAGAUGGAUGGCAUUGGAUUAUGCAGGGAUUUCUAUUGGAAUACUGGGCUGCUAUGUCUCGGGAGUAUUUUAUGCAUUUUACUGUAAUAAUUAUUGGCGGCAAGUGUACUUGAUCACCGUGCUGGCAAUGAUCCUGGCAGUGUUCUUCGCACAGAUCCACCCCAAUUACCUCACACAACAGUGGCAGCGGCUCCGCCCCAUCAUCUUUUGUUCUGUUUCGGGGUAUGGCGUGAUCCCUACCCUUCACUGGGUUUGGCUCAAUGGAGGAAUCAGUGCUCCUAUUGUACAGGACUUCGCACCCCGAGUAAUAGUGAUGUAUGUGAUUGCUCUUCUGGCUUUCCUCUUCUACAUUUCCAAAGUUCCAGAACGGUACUUUCCAGGACAGCUAAACUACCUCGGAUCAAGCCACCAGAUCUGGCACAUCCUUGCAGUAGUGAUGUUAUACUGGUGGCACCAGUCCACAGUGUAUGUCAUGCAGUACAGACAUAGCAAGCCUUGCCCUGACUAUGUUCCGCACCUGUAAGUUCAGGUAUGGCCACCUGGUGAAUCCAGUCAUUGAGCAAUAUGCCGUGGGGGGUUUAGACCCCAUUAUUUUUAAGGUUCCCAUUUAUUUUUUCCCCUUUUCUUCUUGUUUAAUGAGUCAUAAUGGUUUAUCAAAAUGGGGAAAUACACUUGGAUCUGUAGUAAGAACUGCGUUUGACCCUUGCAACUAUGAUUUGAUGUUUGUGCAGACGGUGAAAGUUAGACAUGUUGAGACGUGGAUGUAGGUGUGAGACGACUCUAAAAAUGGGGUGCAUUCUACAUAAGACCAGCUUCAUUUUCUUAGGAACAGCCCCUGUCUGUAAUAAAUGGAGGCAUCCUGUAUGCUUACUUUAAUAGGAGACAUUUUCAUUAAAUGACCAAAUUUGCCUCUUCAAGGCAAAGGUUGCUAUAGCCUGUGCUACUCCAAGCUCAGUGUACUGCUGAAUAAUCACACCCUUCCUCCUGUACAGCUUAUGAGAAACUGGCCCCUGAAUCAUUUCCCUUAGCCAGUUUCUCUUCUCCUUAGGAACAUUCUAUUUUUUUUUCUAAGUUUGCUAAUAAAAAAAAAUUUUAAUUCCUCCUUUGAGAAAGGUAUUGAGAAAAGAAACAUGCAUUGCUAUUUUAAAAAAUAUAUUAGGUUGGUAACUAGGGACAUGACAGAGCAACAUAUGGUCUGAUAGCCAAAUUAUCAGCUACCUAAUUUUAUUCCAAAUAUUAUUUAAUUCCAUAUUAAAUAUCAGAUUCCUGACAGUGAAUUUUGAUUCCAGCUUUCCCAAAGAACUUUCAUCUCUAACUCUAGUCCUAAGUUUCAUGAUGAUGAGUUCAAAACUCUAUGGGUGCUACUUUGAAGGCCAUGAGAUCUGAGUGGCCCUGUCUUGACCGUGAAUGAACCGUAAGCCUUAGAAGUCAUGCAGAUGUCUCAUUUGAUAGUGAGAUUAUUCACUGCUGCUCCAGGCCUGCUUAUACUUGUACUAACAUUUCAUUGACAACUUAAACAUGUAUAUAAACACCAUGUGCACUUCAGAGCUGAAGCAUUAGUCUUGUUAAUUGUAGAUCCCACUGCCCUGUCAGAUAGCAUCAUUUUUAUUCCUCGGUCUUUCUAAAUGCAUAAAUUAAAUCAUUCAUAGUAUUCAUAAAAACUUCCGUUGUCCACUGAAAUAUAAGGUAUGACCUAAGUUUCUUAGUAAGUUCACAAGCUGUUUUAAAUACUGGCAUAUUUUCAGGAAAAUGAAACUAACUAAUAUAUCAUAAAAUUUUUCUUUACAUUGAUGUUUAUUCCCUAAAUGCACUUUCUACAUCCAGUAUUAGGAAAAUUGAUAUGCUCAGUGUAUGCCUCUGCAGGGUGUUUCUUUGUAGUGUAGUGGUUUGGGAAUUUAAAAUUUCCCUUGCUAGUACAUCAGAAUUUUUUUCCCAGUGGGUUCAGUGAAGGCCACCAUUUCAUAACCAUAGUGAUGAGGGAAUGCUACUUUGAAAGUGGCUGUUGUAUCUUAGGACACAAAUUCAAUUCAUGCUCAACUUUAGAUGAUCUGGACAUAACAAAAGUUGAAUGUAUUUCUCAAAAAAAUCCAUUAUUGGCUUAUGUUGCUCUUGAAUACACAUUUUAUCAUUUUGGCCAGAAUAAAUAUACUGAGUAGUUUUUAAGUAAAAAAUGAGGAAAGUCCAGGAACUUUAGGUGUGGAGCCAUUUUUAUUCUGAACUCUUCUCAAAAGAAGUUUCAGCCUAGGUGGGUCUGGAACUUGCUAUGUAGACUAGAAUGGCCUUGUACUCAUAGCGAUCCACCUGCCUCUGUCUCCAAUGGUGUGCCACCAUGCCCAGCCCUCUAAGUUUUACUUUCUUGAAAUGCCUGGUUUCUUUUUGUACAUGAAUUCUGUAAUAAUUGCUGUAUGUGUAACACAUAAAAAGAGCAUACUUUGUUUUUAAAUAACUUUUCUUUGAAUAGUUCUGAUUCUGUAGGGACAGUUAUUCUGUAUUCUCUGAAAAUGUUUGAUAUUAUAAUUAUUGUCCUCGUCUUUUAUCUUUAUAAUGUAUUUAUUAUAAAGGAAUGACUGACUGGAUUGUUGUCAACUAUAAACACUUAUGUAUGUCAGCAUUUAUUGACCAUCUACUGUGUGCAUAACACUACUGAUAAAAAGUUUAAUUAUCACAUUAAAGAAUAUUUGACAACUGCUUACAAAUCUGAGCUUUGUAAUAAUGUAUAUUUAUUUUUAUCAGUUUAUUAAAAUAGGUUGAAAAUUGUAUUUCCAGCUACAGUAUUUUUUUAAAAAGUCAGUCUGUCUUUUACCUAUAUACAGACUACAAAAGCUAAGACUUUAAAAGUACAUUUUUAAACUAUCUCUGGCUGUUUUAAAUUAUAAAUUAUUGAGAUUCAGUUAACUCAAUAAACAGUCCUUUUUCUCUAUAAAGCCAUUUUCAAACAGCAAGGCACUGCUCAUCUCUUUGGCUUAUACUAGGUGCAGUUUGGUAGCUGCAUGGCAAAGUGUGCAUAUGUAAAUAAAUGGGGUUUACUAAACGUGGGCUGCUUGUCAUUCUUUGUGAUGCGUUACAGAUCUAAAUCACAUUUUAGGGUCAAAUGAUGAGCCAGGGACUGUCACAGCUUAUGAUCCCACUGGACAGAGGAUCCAGUUUAAAGAUUGUGCUUGCAGAGCCUAGACCUGUACAAUUCUCCACUUGUCAAGUACGUCCUAGAGAUAUCCCCUGCCUGUAUUAGAGGCCUGCACUUCUGGAUUCCUGCCAGUUUCUGAGGAGUUCCACACCCACCCAAAAAGCAUCAUUUCUUCUAAGUCCACACUCGAAGUGUGAAGCAGCUUGGCCGUGAGGGAAGGGGCAGGAGGGUCUUCUGUAUGCACUGUCACCGCAACAUCUACACUGAAGAGAAAUGUAGAUACUCUAGCACUCAGGUCCCGAGACUUUACUGUAUGUCUGUGCUGUGAUGAAUGAUCUGGAACUGAAACUUACCCUUGAAAACUUUUUUCUGAAAGGAGAGAAAUAACAGUAGGGCCCCCUUGAGGAGAGUGAACUUCUGUACCCUUGCCCAGCUUAUGUGAAAGGCCACCAAGGCCCUCAUCCUGUUCUACUACUGUGGCAUCAGACUGCUGCCUGGCGUGCAGGUAAUCCCAGCUGUGCCAGCCCUAUGUGCUUUCUUAACAUGCAACAGUUUUCAAAGGUCGUGCUGUGAAUAUGAGAAUUAACGGUGCCACACGUGAUGCUUGAUUGCCCUUUCCUAAACAGGAAUUAUUCAAAAUAAAUAGCUCAGAUAGCACUAUCUGUUCCUCUUUAGAGAGAUUAACUAUAACCAAAUCUAAACAGUGACUGCUUUGCACUGGUUACUACUUCAAAACAAGUCCACUCAUACCAAAUCAAAUGAACCUUAUUCAAGACUGAGAAACUGUCACAAGGCACCAAUCCAGACUGCAGACUGUGGAAUAUUGCAUUCUCAGAUAACACUACAACUCUGUCAUCAAUCUAAUACACAGGCCAUCUCAUGGAGAUGCCAACGCCUCUUUUCUGACAGAGUCAGGAGCUAAAAUACUUAGUCAAAUAUUGUUAAUGCUAACAGCCUUUUACAGUUGAAAAAACAAGUUACAAAUGAAAAACGAUGCCAGACAAGUUAAUUCAGAAGGCACUCUAAGACCUGGUGUUCUGACCUUCCAGUCACUGUUGGUGAAGGAGUCCUGCUAGGAAAUGUUGCAGAGGAAUGAGGCCAAGUGCAGUUUUUUAAAUCCUGAACCAUGAACUCUUGAGAGCAGAGUGCAUAAUGGAGACAGACUCUAUGGUGAGAAUGAAAGAACUAAGUAGAAUUUUAUAAUGAAACUUUUAAUGAGACAAAUUAGAAAAAAAACUCCAAAGGCAUUGAUUAUAAAGAAUAAGCAAUCCACUUGGGAUUUAUUGCAUUUAAAGAAGGCAGAUUAUUAAAACAGUAGGUAUGAUAAAUACAGUAAGAAAAUAACUUUAAAUCUCAAACAAAAUAGUGAACAGAAUUCGAGACUAAGCAAUGUAAAGGCAAUAAGGUAAUAAAAUUAGUGCUUAACUGGGUAUGGGGAAGCAACUGAAUUCUAUUUCAUAAGUUUCCCAACUACACUUGAGGGCUUAAGUUACUUUAGCAAGUAUGUUUUAUAACAAUUAGAAACAUAACUAAAGAUAUAAAUCCAGGUUUUUUUUUUUAAAGAUUAAAGGUAUUUGCUUAGUGGCACACAAAAGGCUUCAGAAAAUUCAAGUUUAACAAAACUGGAAGUGUAAUCAAAGAAAGUGCACUUUAAGCUGUUUGCCAGCAAUUAAAAGGAGCUUCCAGGCUGGGGAUGGAGCUCAGCGCUAGAACGCUUGUCUAGCAUGUGCCAGGCCCUGGGUUCGGUUCCCAGCACCACAAAAGGAAAAACCAAGUGGCUACUACUCCUUCUAUGGGACGACUUUUCAGUCACAAAAAGCACAUAGUAAUAAAAUCAGUUCUCUUCUGAAAGUAGCACUGGGAAUUUUAAAAUUAAAAAAAAACAAAAACAAAAACCCUAAAACAGACCCAACCCUCUCUGUAUUUCCAUCUACUUCUUCCUUUUAGUGGCUUUUGUAAACCCUCUCUAGGAGUGGAUGCUCUUUAAAAAAAAAAAACAGACAUGAUUGCCAUUUUUAAAUUCACAUUAAUUCCCUAA